Messenger RNA from Fibroporia radiculosa, 1221 nucleotides. RefSeq lists its product as uncharacterized. Gene Ontology annotation, molecular function: ubiquitin-like protein binding; ubiquitin conjugating enzyme binding; cullin family protein binding. NCBI's taxonomy places the organism in Eukaryota, Fungi, Basidiomycota, Agaricomycetes, Polyporales, Fibroporiaceae. The coding region runs from base 1 to 1221 and encodes 406 amino acids. Gene Ontology annotation, cellular component: ubiquitin ligase complex. The record is from RefSeq and is a predicted model, not a curated record. Gene Ontology annotation, biological process: positive regulation of ubiquitin-protein transferase activity; protein neddylation. The transcript is spliced from 14 exons.
AUGCCGCCAAAGAGAAAACGCGCCGAGGAGAGCGCGUCAGAGACCUCUGCUCGCGUUACUCGUUCGUCUGCGCGCACGAAGGGCAAAGGGUCUGCCGAAUCAGCAGAAGUUGCAGAGGAGGCACCCCCACCAAAGAAGACGAGGAAGGCCCCUACGAAGACCACCGCUGCGAGAGGUAAAGGCAAGAGCAGAGCACAGCGCGCUGGUUCCGAGACGCGGAUGGACGAGAGCGGAAUGGCGCGGGGACCGGAUCCGGAUCUGGUCUUGGACGGAACCACCGAGGACGCUGCUCGGGCGCACCACCACUGCAGGACCGACACCGACACCCGCGCCCAAGGAGUCGUACGCAGUGCCAUCUGGCUGGCGAGGGCGUACGGGAUCACCGACACCACGCACGAAGAUGUGUCGUCCGCGGCGACGUCGCAGACGAGGUCCACGAAGGUGGCCGCGCGGCCUGGAAGUGCCAAGACGAGCGCGGAGCCGUACAGCGCUGCUCGCGCGGCGUCGGUGUUCAGCGCGUAUGCCGACCCAGACGACGAGGCGGUGAUUGACCCUGCGGGGUUCGAGAGGCUGUGCGGGGACAUGGAUGUCUCGCUGGAGGGUGCGCUACCACUCGUGCUGGCAUGGCAAGUGGGCGCAGGGGAGAUGGCGAAGAUCAGCAGGAGCGAGUGGGAGCGGUGCACGGCGGAACUUCAGAUCUCCGACUUGCAUACGCUGUCCGUUGCGCUGCGCGACCUCGAGGACAUGGUGCUGCUGGAUAAGCCUCCAUUUAAACCGCGGCACAGCGCACAGCCAGCGAAAAAGACGUCGAAUCCGCCGUCGCAAGACAGCUACGACCGUACGCGGUACUAUCGGUAUGCCGCGGAUACGCAGAAGGCGUUCAACGAUUUGUACACGUUCUGCUUUAGCCUUGCGAAGCCUCCUCAAACGCGGAACAUCGAUAUGGAGACAGCAGCCGCUUUCUGGACCGUCCUCCUAGUCCCGCGGUAUGAUAUCAUGUCGGAUCUGCUGGAAUUCAUCAACGAGAAAAGCACGUACAAGGGCGUAAACAAGGACCUUUGGAUAAUGACACUGGAAUUCUGCCGAUCCGUCAAGCCGGACCUGUCAGACUAUGAGUCAGAAGGCGCCUGGCCGACGCUGUUGGAUGAUUUUGUUGCGUGGAAAAUUAGCAGGACGGCUGCGGGCGAGGCGGGGCAGGAGGGCGACGCUGACGGCUCAUGA